Molecule: messenger RNA, 1557 nt
Organism: Symsagittifera roscoffensis
Lineage: Eukaryota; Metazoa; Xenacoelomorpha; Acoela; Convolutidae
Product: beta-1,3-galactosyltransferase 5-like
Exons: 4
Coding region: 139-1305 (388 amino acids)
Cellular component (GO): Golgi membrane
Molecular function (GO): hexosyltransferase activity
Source: RefSeq, a predicted model, not a curated record
GGUUCACAACAUCUUAUUAUAAAAUGAAAAAAUUUAUUAAAUAUUGCUCGAUCAAAUUUCAGCUUAACUGACUAUAAGAAUUCUCAUCACAUAAAGAUUAAUAUUAUCUUAUGAUCAGAUCAACUUAAAUUUAUUAUAAUGCUUCGCCUUCAGAUGAGAAAUGUUCGGAAACUUGUUGGAAUAAAAAGUAUUUUUUAUACCUUAGCUUUUAUUUUUUGUACCGAAGCUUUUAUUUUGUGGACUAUUUUUGGGAACCGUGAACUUCGAAUCGAUGGCGAAAUUAGAAAAGAGGAGUUGUUCGAAACCAACAUCUCAUUGGUCAAUUAUCCAGCCAAUCACAUUCCGACGCCUUUAUUUGCAUACGAGAACGAAGAUCUAUGUCGGAGUAACCUCGAAGACCUUGUGCUGAUUUUGAUUCCGAGCAGAGUUCUCGCAUUCGACAAGCGAGUCGUCGUUCGCCAUACCUGGACAGAUGUGUUGACUUAUUCAAGAAGGGCAGUUUGGAACUACAAAUUAGUUUUCAUGGUGUCGCUGCCAGCCAACAAAUACGAGCAGCAAAUAAUCCAAACUGAGAAUGAACUCUGGGGCGACAUUGUGGUUCUGAACUUGCGAGACAGCUACUACAAACUCACAAUUCAGAUGUUGAUGUCGUUCGAGUGGGUACACAGACACUGUUCUAAUUCAAAGAUGGUCUAUAAGGCUGAUGAUGACACUUACAUCAAUUUGGCUAUGCUGGAAGAGAUCAUCAGCAAUCGGUUCAAAGGCAAUGUUGGAAUCAGAAGGCUUACGGAUGAGCCGAUUUUCGUUGGUGGAUACUGCACUGAAGGAAACCCGGUGUUCCGAACAGCCGAUGAAUUCACACGAAGAUGGGUUGUGACCCAAGAAGAAUAUCCCUCUCAAUCUUACCCCCCUUGUUGCAGGGGGGCGUUCUAUUUCAUCUCGACUUCGCUAACCUCCAAAAUAGCCCGAAAUUGUCCUUACCAUUGCACUUUACAAACGAAUCGAAACGUGAAGUCUCAAAACUGUUUUUGGAAAUUCGAAGAUGUGUUCUUGGGAUCCUGCCUGUCAUCUAUUAGCCCUAAGCCGGCUUCAGUUAAUGUCCAGAAUGUGUUUUGGUUGUCAGAUGAAACAGAAAAACCGGCUAGUUUAUACGAGAGCACAGCUGUUAUUCACCCAUUAAAAAGUGUAUCGGACAUUUUGACUCAUCACGCAAAGUAUCAAUCAAUCUCUAGAAAACGCUUAAAAGAAAAAAUAGACAGACAUAUGAAAAAUUUAGUCAGCAAUAUCUCGUUGAAAUUAGGCUAACUUCUGUGGCUAACAACUUUGAAAAACCAAAGCAGCAGUAACCAAUUUUUAGAGUAUCUACUGCUUUUUCUGAUAAAUUUAGUUUUGUUGUUGAAAAGACCUAUGUGAAAAGAAUAUCAAGUUGAUUGAAAACAAGCAGAAGAAAGAUCAAUUAAACAUUUGAUUGCAAAAAAACUUAAUUCAUUCUUUGCUCAUAUAUAUAAAAUCUUCAUCUCCAACUUUUCAUUCAAUGAAUUCGAUCACCGGGUUCAA